GUUCAGUUCAGUGUCUACUUUUGCCUCCAGAAAAAUCAAAACACUCCCUUCAAUUUCUUUCAUUUUGUAACCCAAAAAAUGCCUUCAGAGGACGCAAAAACUGCAAAGGUAAAGAAACAAGAAGACGAAGAAGACGAGAAUAAUAGUUUGAGUUCCAUUCGAAAAACCCACAAGAAAACUUCAAUCCCUAAACCCAAGAAAGAGGAUUCCGACGAUGAUUUUGACACUCCGCUGAGCAAGACUAAAAGCUCUUCAAAUUCCCGCUCUAAGACACCUAAAGCCAAGAAAGAAGACGAUGACGAUGAUGAUAACAAACCCAUCUCUACCAAGAAAUCCGUUGCCAAGAAGGUCACAACUGAACUGAACAAGAAAAAUGAGGAAGAGAAAAAGAAGAGAGUCGUGGCCACUGAGCAAAAUGGGAAGAAGAAGGAGAAGAAAGUUUAUGAUUUGCCUGGCCAGAGACGAGACCCUCCUGAGGAGAGAGACCCGCUUAGGAUUUUCUACGAGACACUAUAUAAACAACUUCCCAAUAGCGAAAUGGCGCAAUUAUGGAUGAUGGAAUCUGGUCUGCUCUCCAAAGAAGAGGCAAAGAAAGUUUACGAGAGAAAACUGAAGAAGAAGAAUCAGCAGAAGCCGAGUACUCCCAGCAAAGCAAUUACUUCUACAAAAAAGACUGAUUCUGCAACUGUGAAAAAGAAGACUGAAUCUGCAACUGUUAAGAAAAAGACACCAUCGCCUGUUGUAAAGAAGACGGCAAACUCCAAUGUCGAAACAAAGAAGUCUAAGAAGCGCAAGAGUGCUGAUGAGAGUGAUGAGGACGAAUCUGAUGAGGAUUUCAUAAUUAAUAAAAGCACAAAGAAACAGAGAGCAUCUUAGAUAAAACAACAUUGUUCGUCUUCUUGAUUCUCUAGUCUCUUGGAAGCUGUUUAUUUUUAUUACAAAUUCACUCAAUUCUUACCAAAAUUUUAAUGCGUUUCUCAUGAUUUUUGAAGCAUUAGAAAACUGAGGAUCUUAAUUCUUAACAUGACGUACUUAAUGUUUUAGCAGCUAAGUAUAUUUAAUGAUUAUUAUCAUUUUUCA
Molecule: messenger RNA, 1080 nt
Organism: Mercurialis annua (annual mercury)
Lineage: Eukaryota; Viridiplantae; Streptophyta; Magnoliopsida; Malpighiales; Euphorbiaceae
Exons: 4
Coding region: 79-876 (265 amino acids)
Source: RefSeq, a predicted model, not a curated record